AAAGUUUUGAUUUUUUUUCCCCAAAACAUGAUCAUCUACAUCAAAUUAUCUGCAAAGUUUCCCCUCUGAAAUAAAGGAACGCGCAGAGUACGUGACUGGCUCAUACUACUAGAAAUUUAGACAGAUCUCUGCGUUUGCAAAAUGGCUGCGAGUGCGCACUGUGCUACUCCUUACUCCAACGCUCCCUUUUCUCUCUCACGUCCCUCAUCUCUCAAAUAUCACCAGCUCUGUAACUUGCCGUACAAGCAUAAACAGCACCACAAUGUUCAAUUCGGUUUCUCAUUUGAGCACAAGAAGGGCUUCGGAAUCUGGAAAUCCUCUUCCCCGUCUCCUCUACGCGUCUCCUGUCUCCGCACCAAAGCUGAAGUUGUCACUGCUGAGUCAUGGGAGAAAUUGAUUCUGAGCAGUGAUAUUCCUGUUCUUGUUGAAUUUCAUGCCACUUGGUGUGGCCCCUGCCAGAUGGUUCACCGAGUAAUUGAUGAGAUUGCAGCUGAGUAUUCAGGGAGAUUAAAAUGCUACGUACUCGAUGCAGAUAGUGAACCGCAAAUUGCUGAGGACUAUGAUAUCAAGGCUGUUCCUGUGGUCUUACUGUUCAAGAAUGGGGAGAAAUGCGACUCUGUCAUCGGAACAAUGCCCAAGGAGUUCUAUGUGGCUUCGAUUGAAAGACUUUUAGAUUCUUAGAUGUAAUUCCCUCCACUAAAAAGACCGUCAUAAUAGCAUGGCAAGUUCAACACACAAACUUAAUAACUCUCUUUUGAAUUCUCUUCCCCUCUAAUGUCUUGUAAUAUUCUAUGCAUUUGCUUUUUGAAUUGUUAUUUCUCUGUGAAUUGCGGGCUCUUUUUUCCUUUUCCAUAUUAAGAAGAAUCAUUGGCUCUGCAUGAAAUCA
Molecule: messenger RNA, 886 nt
Organism: Nicotiana attenuata
Lineage: Eukaryota; Viridiplantae; Streptophyta; Magnoliopsida; Solanales; Solanaceae
Product: thioredoxin M3, chloroplastic-like
Exons: 2
Coding region: 142-681 (179 amino acids)
Cellular component (GO): cytoplasm
Molecular function (GO): oxidoreductase activity, acting on a sulfur group of donors, disulfide as acceptor
Source: RefSeq, a predicted model, not a curated record